Armigeres subalbatus is the source of this 2096-nucleotide messenger RNA. RefSeq names its product regulator of hypoxia-inducible factor 1-like. Bases 115 to 2076 code for a protein of 653 amino acids. Gene Ontology annotation, molecular function: acyltransferase activity, transferring groups other than amino-acyl groups. Lineage: Eukaryota; Metazoa; Arthropoda; Insecta; Diptera; Culicidae. The transcript is spliced from 13 exons. The record is from RefSeq and is a predicted model, not a curated record.
CUUUGCGCGAUUAUGCGCGGGACAGUCGGUGUCCGGCUCUGUAGCAAGCAACAUGUUCGAAUCGUGCGUGCCGUAGUGGAGUAGGACUUGGAUUAAUCAUCGCAGCCGUACGCAAUGGUUUCGCACUGCAUCAUACUGAUAGCGCUGCUGGUCGCCGUAGGUGUUGCGACCUUUGCCAGCAAAUCGGCGCCCCAAGAUGUGGUGGACCCAACAGUGGAACAGUUUAAAGAGCCGUGGAAAAUGCUGCCCAAGUUGUACGAUUACGAUGAUUUCGACGAUUGCCGAAGAGGAAACCCGGAUUUCCAGUACAGUGUCGUGAAGGUUCACAUUGUGCAGAAUUCCAGCUCGGUUCUGUGGCGACAAAUCAAAACUUUUUCUAGCGAUCCACGCCACUAUCGGCGUGACAUAUUGGAAAUAGGCGUUUGUUUAGAUCGAUGCAGCACGCUACCCGAUACGAACUCCAACCAUCCUGAUACAGUGCGACAUGCAGGCAAAUGUGCCUCUGAACGAGUAUGGAGAAACUAUCAACUCAACUCGACCACGGAAACUUUAGUCAGUAUUUCCUCUACCCAUGACGAUCAACCUCCUGACACAAUUACAAGGAUCUUCAAUUUCGUAAUCUUGUCCAUAUUGAUGUUAAUAGUGACAUGCACUGUGAUACACUCGAUAGAUUGUAACUAUUCAGGAUCUCUAAUAGUUAAAGCGUUCUCGUUGUCGGAAAAUCUAAAAAAGCUAGGAUCACUUAGCUCCCGGUCCAGACAGGACCUUCUCAUCCUGGACGGUGCUCGCGUGUUGACCAUGCUGAUAAUUCUGCUUUGCCAUGCGUCGAUUCCGUUCAUAAGAUUCCCACUGAAGAACCCGGAAAAUAUGGAACAACAGUUCGAGAACUUUUGGUUCCCCAUCGCAAUGGCCGGAAACACCUACACGGUGCAGAUUUUCUUCGUCAUCGGAGGUAUAGUGCUGGCGGUAAAUUUCAUGGAUCACAUCAAGUCGCACCCCGAAUUUAGAUUGUGGUACUUUUUCGAUAGGAUCGUCAAUCGAUUGAUUCGAAUUUUACCAGUCUACUCCUUGGUAAUUCUAUUUCAAGUAUCCUGGUACCAGAGACUGAAGGAUGGCCCAAUGGCAGAUAGAUACAAAGAUCACUGUAGCGAAAACUGGUGGACAAACUUACUGUUUGUUAACAAUUAUAUCAACGCGAAUGAACCGUGCUUGCAAUUCACCUGGUACCUUGGGGCAGAUUUUCAGCUGUAUCUAGCAGGAACGGUAAUAAUGAUGAUAGUUUGGAGAUUUCCAAAAUGCAUUACGAUAUUCUUACCAUUGAUGGUGGCUUUUGCUUUAGUAGUUCCUGUCGCCGUAAUAUAUGUGAACAAAUUGGACCCCACGGUCAUGAUUAUUGUAAGACACAUUAGCAAUGAAAUCCGGAAUCUCGGAUAUUACCUAAAAGUGUAUGUCACCUUCGAAAGCAACGCUGGAAACUACUUCUUUGGUAUGAUCACAGGAAUUAUUUACCACCAGUUUAUCGGAAGUGGACGUAAACUGGAAAGUGUUAAGAAAUUCCACCUUAUGUUCCUGUUGGCAGCUGUAUUCUUCAUCAGCAUGAACACAGCGACGGUAUUUCUACCACGAGAUCAGCUUAACGAGCGAUCGAUGGUACUCGCAUCCUACGGUUCGCUUCUGAAGGCAUCGUGGGGCAUAUUGGCGAGCUUUCUGAUGUUCUAUCUUAGUUUCCGACCAAAAAAUCUCUUCGCGAUGUUUCUACGACACCCGAUAAUGCUGGUGAUGUCCAAGCUAACGUACUGCGCGUAUGUUGUUCAAUACACGGUUGUUUAUGCGAUCUACCGCAAUGUCACUACGCCACUAACGAGCAAUGCAUUCAAUAGGAUACUGUUUACAUCCGCGGUGCUGUUUAUUACGCUUCUUAUGGGAUUCCUGCUUCACGUUUGCAUCGAAGUACCUGUUAUGACGCUAUUUAAGCCCAUUUUUGCCCCUAAACGUACAAACUCUGUGGUGCCAACGACCACAGGGCGUCUGGUUGAUGACGAGGGCAUGACUGAUGCUAAAAGAAUAAUUGAGUGAUAAAGAUGUUAUGAAAAUGA